GCCAGUCAUUCAGUUUUGAAACUAAACGCGAAGCGAACACUAGAAAGCGCAAGCUCUCUGCGAAUCAAACCCUACGAGUUAUCAUCGUCUUGUGAAACUACAUUCGAUCGAGAUGUCUCUUCUACCAUACGUAUUGGGACUGGAGUGCCCGCACCGGCUGCUGGACCAGAACUUCGGCUUGGCGAUGACCCCGGAUGACUUGUUGACCGUGGUGGCAGCACCCAUGAUGUCGGCGGACUACUACCGGCCCUGGAGGCAGCUGGCCGCGGCCGCGAGGGACGUCGGCUCCACCAUCAAGGCCGACAAGGACAAGUUCCAAGUGAACCUGGACGUGCAGCACUUCUCUCCGGACGAGAUCUCGGUGAAGACUGCGGACGGGUACGUCGUGGUCGAGGGCAAGCACGAGGAGAAGAAGGACGAGCACGGCUACAUCUCCCGCCAGUUCAGCCGGCGCUACGCCCUCCCUGAAGGCUGCAAGCCGGAGGCGGUGGAGUCCCGGCUGUCUUCUGACGGCGUGCUGACCAUCGUCGCGCCCCGGACGUGCCCGGAGGCCAUCAAGGGGGAGCGCGCGGUGCCCAUCGCACAGACUGGACCCGUCAGGAAGGAGAUCAAAGACCAAACCGCCGAAGACAAGCCCGUGGAAAAUGGAUCUCAGAAGUAAUUAAGUUUGUGUUAAUUUUAAAUGGAAGUGCUCUAAUUACCAAAUAUUUGAGUUACUAUUUUUCUGUGAUUUGUAACAUUGUAACCUAGUUUGUAUUUUCAAGACUGCCAUAUUUUUUACUGUAUAAUUUCUAACGUUUACGUUUUAGGAUAAAUAGUUUAUUAGUCGUUACUCGUUACCUACUAAAAUAAAU
Plutella xylostella (diamondback moth) is the source of this 854-nucleotide messenger RNA. Its product is annotated as protein lethal(2)essential for life. The record is from RefSeq and is a predicted model, not a curated record. Lineage: Eukaryota; Metazoa; Arthropoda; Insecta; Lepidoptera; Plutellidae. Gene Ontology annotation, cellular component: cytoplasm; nucleus. Gene Ontology annotation, biological process: response to heat; protein refolding.